AUGAGAAACUCCUCAAUUGUCGAGGCAGAGAGAUAUGCCAGCCAGCUGCUUCCUCUCAAGUCUGACAUUUACAGAAACGGCAGCUCCUCCUACAGCAACUUUAAGAUUCUUCUGCUCAACAAGGAAGUAUCCGUUCCAAAGCUCCACACGCUCUCCUCAGGAGUACUUCCUGAGAUCCAGGCAUUCUGGUAUGCGACCCAGGAGAAUCUCUUCUUCAAUCUGCACAUAUUCCGGUACGACCUCAACUCGGUCGAGGUGCUUCCCAGCUUCCCCAGCAGCAUCUGCUUCGUGAAGGUCUACAGGCCCCCGAGGGGCGUCUUCAACUCAAAGAUCCAGUGCUGUCUCCUUGUUGUCACUGAGACCGAUGUUAUCGUCUACGGCAUCGAGGCCGACACCCACUGCAUCAUCAAUACAGACUUUUCAGCCAAGCUGUAUUCCAAGCCCGUCUGUGUUAAGCUUGCGAAUGGCAAUAUCUUCCUUGGAUGUGCCGACGGGAAUGUGUACUGUGCAUCGUGCAGGUCUGUUGACUUUCUGAACUACAAGUAUCUGAGCCUGUAUUCUCCGGGGCAUCGCUUCUCAGGAGCCUCUCUUCGAUCUUCUCCGGCAAAAAGGACAAGGUCUCCUGCAUUUCGGUGGGCACGAAGUAUCUGGUUUCUCUUUCGAAAGGCCUGGAGGUUUACAACAUUGAGUAUGGGAUCUACAAGGUCUAUGGAAUUAAGCCAAACGCCUCUGUGA
Vittaforma corneae ATCC 50505 is the source of this 735-nucleotide messenger RNA. RefSeq lists its product as uncharacterized. Lineage: Eukaryota; Fungi; Microsporidia; Nosematidae. The coding region runs from base 1 to 735 and encodes 244 amino acids. The record is from RefSeq and is a predicted model, not a curated record. The transcript has a single exon.